Molecule: messenger RNA, 5456 nt
Organism: Nerophis lumbriciformis (worm pipefish)
Lineage: Eukaryota; Metazoa; Chordata; Actinopteri; Syngnathiformes; Syngnathidae
Product: SWI/SNF-related matrix-associated actin-dependent regulator of chromatin subfamily B member 1-like
Biological process (GO): chromatin remodeling
Cellular component (GO): nuclear chromosome
Source: RefSeq, a predicted model, not a curated record
UCCAUUUGGUGGCGGUAUAAUACAUCUAAAGUGGUUUGCCAACCGCCAACUAAGGGGAAGAAGAAAAAGACGACGAAGAAGAAAAAGACGACGAAGAAGAAAAAGAAGAACAAUACGAAAGGAGACGCAUAGAACCACAGCUAAUCUUUCUUAACAACAACGAUGCAGUUGGCUUUAAGUAAAACAUUUGGUCAGAAGCCAGUUAAAUUUCAGUUGGAGCAGGAUGGCGACUUUUACAUGGUUGGUUCGGAGGUGGGAAACUAUUUACGUAUGUUUAGAGGCUCCUUAUACAAAAGAUAUCCAUCAUUAUGGAGGAGGUUGGCCUCUGUGGAGGAGAGGAAGAAAAUUGUGGCGUCAUCACAUGCCACCAGUGUUACGCUGCUGAAGGCGUCAGAGUGUGAAGAGAUCUUUGAAGGCAAUGAUGAGAAAUACAAGGCAGUGUCCAUCAGCACGGAGCCCCCGCUGUACCUGAGGGAGCAGAAAGCAAAGAGAAGCAGUCAGUGGGUGCCUACGCUACCAAACAGCUCCCACCAUUUAGAUGCAGUGCCUUGUUCCACGACCAUCAACCGCAACCGCAUGGGUCGGGACAAGAGGAGGACCUUCCCACUGUGCUUUGAUGAUCAUGAUCCUGCAGUGAUCCAUGAGAAUGCUGCCCAGAUAGAGGUGUUGGUACCCAUACGCCUUGACAUGGAGAUAGACGGGCAAAAACUCAGAGAUGCCUUCACGUGGAACAUGAAUGAAAAACUGAUGACCCCAGAGAUGUUUGCAGAGAUUUUGUGUGAUGACUUGGACUUGAAUCCUCUGGCCUUUGUCCCUGCCAUCACAUCAGCCAUACGUCAACAGAUAGAGUCGUACCCGACUGAUAGCCUAUUAGAGGAGCAGGCAGACCAGAGAGUCAUUAUCAAGCUCAACAUUCACGUAGGAAACAUCUCUCUGGUAGACCAGUUUGAAUGGGACAUGUCAGAACGUGAAAACUCUCCUGAGUCGUUUGCACUGAAGCUAUGCUCUGAACUCGGUCUUGGGGGAGAAUUUGUUACCACGAUCGCCUACAGCAUUCGGGGACAGCUCAGCUGGCACCAAAGAACGUAUGCCUUCAGUGAGAACCCGCUUCCCACUGUCGAGAUUGCCAUCCGUAACACAGGCGACGCCGACCAGUGGUGCCCCCUUCUAGAGACACUCACAGAUGCUGAAAUGGAGAAGAAGAUCCGAGAUCAAGACAGGAACACAAGACGUAUGAGACGACUGGCCAACACUGCUCCAUCUUGGUAAGGCAAGAAAGCACACCUGAUGAUCUCCUUCAUUGACCAGACGUUUGAGGAUGCUCAACCAUGAAUACCCCAGAAGUGGUUUUUUUGUGUUGUUUUUUCAAUCAUGAACAUAUUCACCUGUAGUCUGUGACUGGAACAUAUGCGCACAGCCAAACAAAUCAGCUUACACUUUUUUUUCAUGCCACAUUACAUUUCAAUUGAUGAUGCAAUCAACCUUCAUGUUUAUUUCUCUCUGAUAAUGAAGAUACCCCAAAUCAAUGUAUGAAAUCACUUGACCUUCUUUCAUCUUUACAAUUUGUCUAAGAAGAAGAUGAUAAUGAAUACAUGGUUUUUAAAAGUGCUUCUUUAAACACCUUUUAAUUUGGGAAAUCAAUAACUCUGUUACCUCAAAUGUCAGACAUAUAUUAAACACCUCACUAAGAUCAAGUUCUUCAAUAAGAAGUAGUUAUAAAUAGUUGAUGUUUCAAAUUCACUCAUCCAACCCUCUCGGGAUAUACUAUUUUAAUUAUUUAAGCAAAACAGGACAAAAAGUCCUUAAGAUUUUGAAGGGUGUUAAACAUUUUUUGUUUCCUUUGUUUGCUCACAUUUCUCAAACUUCAGACCUAAACAAAAAUAUCAAACAUGUAAUACUUUUUUUUUUACCCUUUUGAAGACCUUUUGAUCAAAUAAUGUCAGUUUUAAAUUAGUAAAAUAACUAAUUUUAUGCAAAUGUGUACUAUUUAAAAACUGUGGCAUAAUUUAAUCAAAAUACCUUCUAACGGUUACAACAGUGAUGAGUAAAUGACACUUUACUGAUUAUAUGGCACACUCACUAGCUGUAUUUACACUCCGCUGAUACUGUGUUAAGUGUUUCAUAAUGGUCAAUUGACAUCUACUGGAUUCAAAAAGUAAUUACAUUUGACCUGCAAAUACAAUUAAUUGUUAGCAAAUGACAAUAGCUGCACAAAAAUGCAAACAGGUGCAGCUUUGUUCAAUGACCCAAACAGUAUAGGGGCGGGGGGGCAUUUACCCUAUUUGGCGCUAUUAGAUCGAAAUGAUUCCAGACUUCGGAAUGUUUGCCUUUCCUUAGUUACAUUUAGAUGGAUGGUGGUGACGAAAACCAACGUCAACAAGGCACGCCACUCAUCCAACUUCUUUUAAUACAAGCGGUCACUUGUGAGCCGAAAGACGCGCUUCCUGAUAAACUCAGUUUAUUGCUUCAUAGUCAAACGACACCUGUAUCUAUCAGGCCUUUUUUUUCCUUAAAGUGACACACGCAUUGAGGGACACAGUAUCACUCCUGGUGUAUCAUGAGACAACAAUGCUCUGCUAUCGUUUGACCCUUGACUAGGUUUAAAUUUAAAAAAGUAAAACAUUUUUACAUGUUUGGUAUUUUUUUAGGGUUGAAAUUGAGAGAUUUGAUCAAAAAGGUCAACAAAAAUAUGAAUCCAUAAUGGUUUUUAUGCCCUUUGAAAAAUUAAAGAUAUGAAAGACUUAUAUCGUUAGGCUUUGUUGUAUUGUGUAGUAACAACCAGUGUAUUGUACAUGGGUAAAACAAUUAUACAUCAACAAUUUAACAUUAAAAACCCUACAAAAUUCAUGUAUAAUGAAGUAACACAAACAACAAAUAAGACCACAAUACAGCAAAACUGUAUUGAUAGGACAACAAUGUAGUCAAACGAUAUUAACAAAGAUGCCAAGUCUUGAGGAAAAUAACGCAACAACAUGCUCAAAUAGUAUUUCAAAAAUAAUAUUCUAUAACAUUGUAACUUUCGACUCGUCCAGUCCAAAACUCGACAUGACUUUUUUUUCCCCGAGUCAUUCCUUCGGGAUUUACUAGAACGUUUCAGGUGAUAGUCAUGUCUCAAGAUCCUCUAAGCAAUGGUCUGACCUUUUCUUUAAGCACCUGGACACCACGUGCUUCACAGUUGCUGGGAGUUUUUUUUAUUGUUUUUUUUGUAUAUAGGUAUGUUGAGAAUUGUUUUGCUUGUAGAUUAUGGACUAUACAGUGGAAGAGCUGGUUUCAAAUUCUUAUGAUAUCCUUCCAGACACAUUUAUCAACAGUGUUCCUUCUCAAGGCCUCUGAUCUCUGAGGAGGUUGCCAGAGUGAAAUUCUCACUUUAUUGAUGAAGAGCAAAAGUAAACAUUACAUGUUGGGCUGUCUUAAGAUUCUCCUCAAAAUGUUUAGUUUUUAUUAAAUACAUUUCACAAAUACUUGAAGUGUUCCUAUCCUAAAUCAACUUUUUAAGAAUCAUGUGUAAGUUAAAAAAGCUAUACUCUUGCUUUGCAUGAUGUGGAGGUGUCAUAUCAUGAGCUUGCUUUCUUUUUAAAUGAUCCUUGCUUUCUUUUUUAUGACACUUCAAAGAAAUGUGUGAGAAGAUUUUUUGUUUUCAGGGGAGCUAAAUACCUACCUCAGUCACUGCCCCUCUGCUCUUUCCACUUCACAAACAAUUGGUUCCAUGCUGCAUUCUCCAACAUUCAUCCUAUUAUCCGUCCAUUUUCUACCGCUUGUCCCUUUUUGGAGUCGCGGGGGGUGCUGCAUUCGGGCGGAAGGCGGGGUACAUCCUGGACAAGUCGCCACCUCAUCGCAGGGCCAACACAGAUAGACAGACAACAUUCACACUCACAUUCACACACUAGGGCCAAUUAUAUCCAAUAUAAAAAUGUUUUGCUGCAAACAAUAGCACCUACACUUUAAAAAAAAUGUGGCAGCGCCGUCACCUAAAAAUGACAAUAGUACUGUUUUCCAAUUACAGUAAUGCACUGUAAGAACAACCAAUAUAUAUUUUAUGGUAAAUUACUGGCAGCUCGGUUGCCAGUAUCUUACCAUGGAAAAAAAAGUGGUACUGUUUUCUAUUUGCAUUAAUGCACUGAAAAAAAAAAACAACUCUAGAUUUUACAGUCAAAUACUGGCAGUUCAGUCACCAAAUGUUUACCAGAAAAAUAACAAUAGUACUGUUCUUCAGUAAUCUACGGCUGUAGAUGUUACUGUAGAAAGGUGUCAGCUCAGUUGCCAGAAUUUGACUGUGAAUAAUAAAAGUGCAGUUAUUUGAUUUACAGUAAUGCACUGUUAAAACGACCAUAGAUUUUACGUUUAAAAAAACUGGUAGCACAGUGAGAAUUUUAACCUAAACAUAAAAAUGGUACCGUAAAAUAUUGGCAACUGAGAUGCCAGGUUUUUUUUACCUUAAAAUCUACACUCGUUUUUGUUUUUUUAAUAGUGUAAUCAUAUGAGGGGGCAAGUUGUCAUGCAGCAUGGGGGUACGGUACUCUGAAGUAAUGAGUUGAGAAGGUCAAACCUGUGGAAGUUCAGCUCAUUUAAUCCCCCUACCAUCUCUUUUGGGGGUGGUACCUCACUUUAAGCUGCAGCCAGUGGUGACCUUCAUCCCGUCGUACACCUCCUCUGUCAUUCUGCAGACUGCUCCAACAUUUUCCCUGUACUGCUCUUUGGCCUGCCUUCUGCUGGACUCUUUCUGUAAACUGAAAUUGAUAUGCAUGCUUAAAAUCCAGUUAGCUCUGUGAAUGUUAUUCCGUUUGCAUCCUCGCAAUUGUCUGGGUUAGGGUUUAAACGCAAUUAAACGCUGACCUUUUAUGUGGAUGAGUGUUGUUGUAUGCUAAAACACAUAGUUCUACCGUACAGCGGGGGUGUCCAAACAUUUCCCAGCAGGAGCUACAUACUGAAACAUGGUUGCUUGGACCAAUGUGAUAUUCACCUUUUAAUAAAGCCAAUACAAGUGUACAUGCUAACAACUAAAAAUGUUGUUUAUCUGGUAAAUGUAUUGCGCCAAUUAAAACGGAGGUGUGGGCCGCAAAUGUCUCCUGGGUCACAUUUUGUACAUCCCUGUUUUAAGUUGUAUAUGUGUAGCAGGGGCCGGCCACUCCCUUUCAAGAUUGUUCUGGCUGCUGAGUAUAAGCCAGCUUUUAGCUUGGUGGUGGUCAGCACACUCGCCUCUCAUACGGACGACUAGGGUUUGCGUCCCCCCUACCCAAUCUUAUGAAGGUAUUUGGCCAAACCACCUGGGUUAAAUAUGUGUACAGCAGUGACGUGCGGUGAGGUUCAUGACUGGUGAGGCACUGACUUCAUCACAGUCAGAUUUACAAACAUAUGGACCCUAAAGAGUAUCUUAUUCACCAUUUGAUUGGCAGCAGUUAACAGGUUAUGUUUAAAAGCUCAUACCAGCAUUCUUCCCUGCUUGGCACUCAGCAUCA